UAGACUGCAUUUCUGCCUCUCCAAUUCAUGCUAUUUGGGUAUGUCGAUUGAUAGCAUAUACAUCGUCGGCACCAUCGCGUUUACCUUCUGGUUCCGGAAAGUCCAAGAGCGGGCUGACGCGAUGUAGCAAGUUGUGGUCUCAACAAUCGGAGAGUAUGAGGAGUGUCUCCGGCACUUGCCUUACUAGCUAAGAUAUGGCUCUCGGCUCUCCAGGGAAUGGUAGUCUAGCUAGAUGCUAGGACAGUUGAGCCGAUAGAUAUAAAGCUCUGGUGCAGGCAUCGAAUCUUGUCUUCAACAGUCUGGUAGUGCUUUCUACACCGUCAACAAGAUGAGACUUGAGAGCUUCACGGCAGUACUCCCCCUUUGCUUUCUUCUGGUGGGUUUGAUAGGGAAUGCUUUAGCCCUUCCAAAGCCUGAUCCCAAGACGGCAUGGGUCCGUCAAGGUCGUGGUAGGAAAAGCUCGCCGCGAAACCUGCAAGCUCGCUCCUCUGUAUCCUCGUCGUCGUGCACUGAUCACAAUGCCACUGUGAUCAAAGCACCCAAGCAGAAUGUUUGGGACGGGUUGACGGGCGAUGAGACAGCGUCCGUGGUCAAGUGGCUUUUCCAGCAACCAGCAUUGAACUUAACUGUCACUGAGGACGCCGGAGAGUGGGACAAUACGAUUGCCCUCGUGGAAUUGAUGCGGCCAAAUAAGACAGAUGUCUUGAACUAUCUCGAUCAGCAAGACCCGGCCCCUAGCCGUUAUGCACAUGUUGUCCUUGACAAUCGCGCCACUAGUGAUCCUCAUUAUGCUGACAUUUUGGUCGGACCCUUGCCCAUUACAAAUGACUCUACCUCUACGUGGACUCCACUAGAAUACCCUUACACGCGCAAGACGCAAGGCCGUGUGCGCAAUCUUGACGCUGACUACAGCACCAUCUACUCGGAGUGGCUGUAUAAGAUUAGUGCCGCCGUGGCAGACAUAACUCUAGAUUUGUUUAAUGGAACUGCACUCGGGUUGGACAACGAUACCAUUGACAUCUGGGGCAUCGAUCCCUUAUGGCAGGAUGAUGGUCGAAUUGUCCGAUGGGACACAUUCUGGAACAUGCCCACAGAUGAAUUUGACACCGGCAGCAUUCUACCACUGGGUCUUUUUUUCAAGUCCGAUGUGACUGGACGUGAUCCUUCUCAGUGGAAGCUUGAAGGCUGGCUGUAUAAUGAUAUUUUCUAUGAAACGACGGAAGCUUUCCGCAAUGCAUUCUUCUCGCCCGAGUUUGUCAAACUCAAACCUAACAUCGAAGGAGCCUGGGCACAGACGGACCAGCGGGGCCCUAUACUUCCGCAGGACAAGCAGCAACCUCCUCUCAUGGUUGCGCCUGCAGGAGCACGAUACUCUGUUGACUUUGAUCACAUAUAUGUGACAUGGAUGGACUUUUCGUUCUAUAUCAGCUUCUCCCGUGACACAGGCGUGUCGGUUUUCGAUAUACGCUACAAGGGCCAGCGGGUGUUGUACGAGUUGGGCCUGCAAGAAGCGCUCGCCCACUACGCCGGCAAUGAUCCGAUCCAGUCCAGUGUAGCCUAUCUGGACUCCUACUACGGGUUUGGACCAUACGCCUUUGAGUUGAUCAAGGGAUACGACUGCCCGGUACAUGCGACCUACCUCAACAGCUCCUUUUAUGUUUCCGAGACUACCCACACUCAUAUUGACAGUCUCUGCGUGUUUGAAUAUGAUGCGGACUUCCCAAUCCAACGUCACAGCACCUCCGACUACGUGAGUAGUACAAAGAACGUAUAUUUCACGCUUCGAUCCGUGUCCACGAUUGGAAAUUACGACUACAUGACCAGCUACACCUUUCACAUGGAUGGCACUAUUGGCGUCGAAGUGCGCGCAUCUGGCUACAUCCAAGCAGCCUACUACGCGCAUAACGAGGAGUAUGGAUACCGCAUCCACGAUGCAUUGUCCGGCAGCAUGCACGAUCAUGUACUUAACUUCAAGGCCGACUUUGACAUCUUAGGCAUCGACAACAGCAUCGAGCUCACCACGGUCGCCCCGGUGAUCCGCAACUUCACCUGGUCCAACGGGCGUUCUCGCAACACCAUGGCGCUGCAACGGUCGAUUCUGUCCUCCGAAGACGAAGGCCGCUUUAAUUGGGGCGCCAACGGCGCGACCAUGAUUCAUGUUAUCAACCAGGAGGCUCUCAACAAAUACGGCGAGUACCGGGGCUACCGUAUCCAGCCGGCCUCGGGGACGGCGCAUCUGACCGUCCAGGACUCUAGCAACCUGGUGCACGCCGCGCACUGGGCCGAACACGACGUCCAGGUCACCCAGCGACAUGAUCACGAGCCGCGCGCUGCCCACCCUUACAACAGCCAGGACAUCCAUAACCCACCUGUCAAUUUCGCCGACUUCUUCAACGGCGAGUCGCUGAAUCAGACCGACCUGGUGGUGUGGCUAAACCUCGGAAUGCAUCAUGUCCCUCACACGGGCGACCUACCGAACACGGUGUUCACAACCGCGCAUUCGGGCGUCCAGUUCAUACCGUUGAAUUACUUGCUGGGUGGUCCGAGUCGACAGACGGUGAACAUGGUGCGCGUCAACUAUGCGAACGGUUCGGCAACGGCGGUCAAGACGUUCGGGCAGGCGGAAGAUGUCUGUGCGGUGCAAAUUGCCGGGAUCGAGGCGGAUCUGUGGGGGUAUCAGGGGGAUGUGGUGGUGCGGAAAUUCCCGUAUGACCCGAAUAAUCCAUACUAUGAGAUGGAGGGUGAUGCGUAGGUGGUUUUUUUGGAAGGC
Molecule: messenger RNA, 2770 nt
Organism: Aspergillus saccharolyticus JOP 1030-1
Lineage: Eukaryota; Fungi; Ascomycota; Eurotiomycetes; Eurotiales; Aspergillaceae
Product: putative membrane copper amine oxidase
Exons: 3
Coding region: 329-2752 (807 amino acids)
Biological process (GO): amine metabolic process
Cellular component (GO): plasma membrane
Molecular function (GO): quinone binding; primary methylamine oxidase activity; copper ion binding
Source: RefSeq, a predicted model, not a curated record